CACCGUCGCAUCAGGGCCACUGUCGAGUGAAUGAGGAGGGCGGCCUUUUUGCGUCGGCGAGCGUUUCUGGUCUCUCGCUCGACCACCACCACCGCCAUGGCGCUCUCCUCCUCCGCCUUCCAUGCCUUGUUCAAGUCCUCCUCUCGCAUCUCCUGGAAAUCCACCGGGAAGCUGCAGCAGACCCUCGCCGGAAGCUUGGAGAAGGCGGGCGUGGGCCUGCACUCCGGCGAGGUCGCGACGGUGAAGAUACGGCCGCACCUCGCCGGCGGCGGCAGGUGCUUCGACCUCCGGUCCCGCCUCGUGCCGGCGUCGAUCGAUCACGUGGAGGAAUCGCCCCUCUGCACCACCCUCUCCAAGGACGGGUGCAGGGUCCGCACCGUGGAGCACUUGCUGUCCGCUCUGGAGGCCACUGGCGUCGACAAUUGCCGGAUCGAGGUUGUCGGCCUCGACGCCGGAGAUUGCGAUGUGGAGGUUCCUAUUUUAGAUGGGUCAGCAGGUGAAUGGGUGGAGGCAAUAGAAGGGGUUGGUUUAGAGGUGGCGAAAGAUGCUUGUGGCAACAGUCUUGAGAAAAUGGCGCCAUAUUUGGAUGAACCAGUGCAUGUCCGGAGGAAUGAUUCUUUUGUAGUUGCAUUCCCCUCAUCACAGGUCCACAUCAGUUGUGGGAUCAACUUUCCACAUGUCCCAUCUAUUGGCUGCCAGUGGUUCUCCUCUUCUAUUGAAUACGACUCCUUUUAUAAAAGGGAAAUUGCUCCUUCACGAACCUUUUGCAUUUACGAGGAGGUAGAGAAAAUGCGCAGUAGCGGAUUGAUAAAAGGAGGCUCACUAGAAAAUGCCUUGGUUUGUAGUGCAGAUAAAGGUUGGUUAAACCCGCCAUUGCGUUUCGAUGAGGAACCAUGUCGCCAUAAGGCCUUGGAUCUUAUUGGUGAUCUUUCUCUUUUUGCACGGUGUGGUAGUCAAGGGCUUCCAGUGGGACAUGUAGUUGCUUACAAGAGUGGCCAUGCGCUGCAUGCUGGGUUUUUACGCUGCUUGUUAUAGUUCGUGAGCAAGAUUGGCUAACUGUGCUCAAGAUGUCCCAGAUUAAAGUAGUCACAAUGCAAGGAACUAGACGAUAGAAUAUGUUCUUACUCUCCUAGAUGAAAAUACUAUAAGAGCUGCAGUUUGAAUGCUCUAGGGAUCAUCUCAACAUCAUCCUAAGAUUAUUCUGCUCAAAGCCAAGAAAGAACCUUCUUGGUAAGAACAUCGAAGUGGUCUAUCACUAUAAGAUGCUUGGAUGCUUGCACCCAGGGGUAUCCCUGCAGGUGACAUUAACUAUUCACAAAGUGCAAAAUGUUCAGAAGCAGUUGCUGUCUGACCAGAGGAUUCAGCUACGAUCUGAACCAUUUGUCGAAUAGAGCUGCAUUAAUAUGGAUGGUUCUUACUAAUUGGAGCAACAGUAUCAGUCAGCCUUUUCUUGCCAGAAGUUGAAGUUAGCUCUCCGCACUAAAGCAGCUACUGCCAACUUGGGGGAAAAUCUGCCAGGGAAAAGGCUUUUGGGUUACUUUUAAAUUCUCGAAGAUAGUGUAUAAGCUCAUUCCUUGUUUAAACAUGCAUUCUUGAUUACGGUCUUUCUAUCCGGAUGGUUAGAAGGGAGAGAUUAUCUAUGGUUGCUGGAGUUUAAGACAGGAACUAUUGUUAGCAAGUGACAGCUAUUAUUUAUCACUAGGUACCUCAUAAAAGCAUCUGUAUGAACUGAUAUUUCUAGGCCGCUGAGAUGUAUCGUGAAAUGGAAAUUCUCGAGCAUAUGUUUGCCUGUGUUUUCCUUCA
This is a messenger RNA of Syzygium oleosum, 1803 nucleotides long. Its product is annotated as probable UDP-3-O-acyl-N-acetylglucosamine deacetylase 1, mitochondrial. NCBI's taxonomy places the organism in Eukaryota, Viridiplantae, Streptophyta, Magnoliopsida, Myrtales, Myrtaceae. The record is from RefSeq and is a predicted model, not a curated record. The transcript has 7 exons. Gene Ontology annotation, biological process: lipid A biosynthetic process. The coding region runs from base 31 to 1035 and encodes 334 amino acids.